AUGGCUCCCGCUGACGGCUCGCCUUACAACAGAUACGACUACCUCUUCAAGCUUCUCCUCAUCGGUGACUCUGGUGUCGGAAAGUCCUGCCUGCUGCUCCGUUUCGCAGACGACACAUACACCGAGAGCUACAUCUCGACCAUCGGCGUCGACUUUAAAAUCCGAACGAUCGAGCUCGAUGGCAAGACCGUGAAGCUACAGAUUUGGGAUACUGCCGGCCAAGAGCGUUUCCGAACCAUCACAUCCUCGUACUACCGCGGCGCCCACGGCAUCUGCGUCGUCUACGAUGUCACAGACAUGGACUCAUUCAACAACGUGAAGCAGUGGCUGCAGGAGAUUGACCGAUACGCAACCGAAGGCGUCAACAAGCUGUUAGUGGGCAACAAGUCCGAUAUGGCAGACAAGAAGGUUGUCGAGUACACUGUAGCAAAGGAGUUCGCAGACAGUCUCGGCAUCCCAUUCCUCGAGACCUCCGCAAAGAGCGCUACCAACGUCGAGCAAGCUUUCCUAACCAUGGCCCGCCAGAUUAAGGAGCGCAUGGGUACCACAACUGCCAACACCAAGCCCACAGUCCCCAUUGGCCAGGGCCAAGGUGUGCAAAACGGAUCUGGCGGAGGUUGCUGCUAG
Alternaria postmessia is the source of this 627-nucleotide messenger RNA. RefSeq names its product GTP-binding protein of the rab (gene YPT1). The transcript has 4 exons. Gene Ontology annotation, molecular function: GTP binding; GTPase activity. Gene Ontology annotation, biological process: regulation of exocytosis; protein secretion. Bases 1 to 627 code for a protein of 208 amino acids. The record is from RefSeq and is a predicted model, not a curated record. NCBI's taxonomy places the organism in Eukaryota, Fungi, Ascomycota, Dothideomycetes, Pleosporales, Pleosporaceae.